Messenger RNA from Harpegnathos saltator (Jerdon's jumping ant), 3011 nucleotides. RefSeq lists its product as uncharacterized. The record is from RefSeq and is a predicted model, not a curated record. NCBI's taxonomy places the organism in Eukaryota, Metazoa, Arthropoda, Insecta, Hymenoptera, Formicidae. The coding region runs from base 1326 to 2270 and encodes 314 amino acids. The transcript is spliced from 4 exons.
UCGCGGGAAAUCAGCAGUAUUGCUUGUGUAUAGAAGUCUGUAGUGGAUCCUGUACUCGACGCAUUUGUAAGCUGUGUUUGAAGUACACUGUGUUUAUUUGCUUCCUGCUAUAUCGAGGAAAAAGAAGAAGAGGGAGAAAAGAGAGAGAGAGAAAUAUUAUAUUUUGGAACUGCUGCUUUUCUGGAUGUUACAUUUGGCUCGUACCUACUACAACCUACUACAACCUACUACUACCUACUACAACCAGGUUACGUAAACAUGAAACAACAUUUAAAAUUAUCCACUUCGCGUAAAACGCUCCAUAAAUUGUCCAUAAGACAGCGAAAUAGGGUGAUUCGUGACAUCAGGCUCAGAUUGCGCAUGAAAAAUUUUUAUGAAACACGUAUAUGCAACGUGUACACUGUAGUAAUAAUUCAACAUUACAAGAUAUACCGGGAUCAUCUGUUGCAGAAAAUACGUUUUCAAAUAAUUUUAAUUUUGUUACUAACGAUGUCCAUAGAAUUUCUAUGAACGUUGAGGAUGAUAAGGAAUCUUGUUCUUCUUCAACCUCUUCUGAUGUUUCUUGUACAUCCUUUUCAUUUCUUACCAGUUUGUCUGAACCAUCGUUCAGUGACAAUCUAGCAUCUUCUUUUGUUCAGAAUAAUAUAACGCACUCUCAAAGCAAUAGUAUAUUAUCUGUUUUAAGAUCGCACACUUGCUUUAGUAAUUUGCCCAAAGAUAUUAGGACUCUUCUAGACACACCACGGCAUCGUGUCAUUCAAAGUGUAUCCAAAGUUGAACCAGGGGAAUACGUUCAUUUUAAUCUGGAGGUAGGCAUUGUUGAAAGUCUCUCAAAUUCUUCUUUUCAUUCCAUUACUACAGAAUUAGAAAUUGAUAUCAAUACUGAUGGUCAAUACUGUACUUUAGAUAAGUCAUCUACCAUUCAAAUCUGGCCGAUUCAAUGUAGAUUAAUAAACGUGCGAAAUGCCAAACCAAUUGUUGUAGGAAUUUAUAAAGAUAGACAAAAGCCUAAUGAUCCUGUUGCUUUUUUUGAAAAAUUCAUUGCUGAUGUUACAGCACUUAUAUCCAAGGGAGGUGUUCAUUUUCGUGGCAGCCUUUUACCAAUAAAAUUAAGGUCUUUCAUAGCUGACGCACCUGCUCGAGCCUUCAUUUUAAAUCAUCGUGGUCAUAUGUCUUCUCAUCCCUGUUCCAAGUGCAAAACUUCUGGGACACUGAGCAAUGGUCGUCACGUAUUUAAUGGUAUCCAUCAUCCUCCUCGUACUGACGAAUAGUAUAAAUUGUAUCUCGAUGAAGAUCAUCAUAAAGAGGGUACAAGCCCGUUAUCUAUGUUGCCGAUAGAAAUAGUUUCUCAAGUGCCCUUCGACAUGCAUUUAGUAUGUUUGGGCGUAAUGAAAAAAAUAUUAUCCGUAUGGGUACAUGGCAAGUAUUCACGGUUAGUUAAACUUCCGGCAGUAGCAAUUUCCACAAUCAGCGCCCGCUUGCUUAAUUUACAACAAUAUUGUCCAACAGAUUUUUCAAGACGUCCUAGAUCUUUAGAUUCAUAUUCUAAAUAUAAAGCAACAGAAUUUCGUCAAUUUCUAUUAUAUACAGGGCCUGUUGUAAUGUAUGAUAUUUUAGACGAACAAUUAUAUAAGCACUUCUUGCUUUUACACGCUGCUAUAAGGAUCUUACUUUUCAAAUGUCACUCGCAGAAGCAUCUCACGUUCGCGGAACUUGCAUUGCAAAAGUUUGUAUUUCGUGCUAAUACUCUGUUUGGUUCAAAUUUUAAUAGUUACAAUGUUCAUGGUCUGCUUCAUCUGACAAACGAUGUUAGGCGUCUUGGUAGUUUGGAAUCAUUUUCCGCUUUUCCGUAUGAAAACAAUAUGUCUAUUUUCAGAAAAUAUUGUAGAAAACCAGGCUUACCUUUGCAACAAUUUGCUAAUAGAAUGACAGAAAUGCAAUAUCACGGACGAAAUGAUACUCUCAAUAUCGAUUCAUUCAUUCAUGUUUCUAUGCCAUGUAAAAGCAGCGAAAAUAGUAAUUCUUAUAAUAAAAUUGAAUGGAAUGGAAUACGUCUAAGUACCCGCAUGCGAGACAAUUGUUGUAUUUUGAUAGAUAGGUCGAUUUGUCUUGUCUUCAAUAUUAUUACAGACAACAAUUUUUAUUGUUUAGCUGUAAAACGUUUUUUAGAAGUGCAUAAUUUUUAUAAUGUUGGUCUGCCCUCUUCGGCUUUUCAUGUAUACAAAUAUAGUAACAUUUGUAGCGACAUUGUUAUUAUUGACAUCAAAUAAGUUUAUGCCAAGGGCUAUAGGAUGCCUUUAUCCGAAAAAGCAGCAGUUGACAGCGACAGUGAUGAAGAGGUCCUUACAGGAAAUACUAAAUAUAUUGUUGCCGCAUUAAUUCAUAUAGAAUAGACUAUGAAAAUUGAGCCCAGAUGCCCAGAUAAGCGGAGAAGAUAAAUAAGAAGAAGAAGAUACAGAGGCCCGACUCUUUAUGCGUUUUUUCUUGGUUUUGGAUGGUGAGGGGGAGGAUCCGGAAGUGUAGUAUCUGCACUCACCGAAACUGUUGUACGCACCAUCCUUGCGGGAUGUCUCUCUCCAUCCUAGAGGCUCCCGCAGCAAGGUGGCCAAUACGGGAUGCAGUCCGUGGCCUUUUUUUUCUAUAGUUAUGUGGGCUGUGGAUGACCUCGAUGUAUGUCUCUUCUUAACAAUUCCGGGGUCUUCCACAAUGGUCUAAUUGCACCGGAAUGGGAUUUUAGCCGAGGCAAAUGGAGAACCGGAUAAAGAGGAAGGUGAAGAAUCUCUCGUUGGACGUCGAUCUCAUGCUGCCUUUACUACGAGGAAUCGUCGCUCGACACAAACUACACCGUUGGAAUCUGGCGUUGCCGGGAUCAAGUCGUCAUUGGAACCCAACCCUUACGAAAAAAUUAUUGGCAUAUUAUUGAAGGAUUUGAGUCUUUCAAUAAUAUACCAAUAAUUUUUUCGUAUUGCAGUUUUUUUUGCUUUCCGUAUUUUAUGCCGAAUACUUCGAUA